Messenger RNA from Eruca vesicaria subsp. sativa (arugula), 1485 nucleotides. The record is from the annotation of a GenBank genome assembly. Lineage: Eukaryota; Viridiplantae; Streptophyta; Magnoliopsida; Brassicales; Brassicaceae.
AUGGUCCUUGUGACGUGGCACGUACAACUUGACGAACAAUCAAAUCCACCAGACGUGGAGGAAGCUGGAGCUAACGAGGACGAGGACACCGGAACUCAAGUCGCUCCGAUCUUUAGACUUGAGGAGGUUGCCGUCAAUACCGCUGAGGAAGACGAAGACGCCGUCCUCGAUAUCGGAUGUUCUUCUCAUGUUGUGGCUAAUUUAGCUGUGACACCUGCUCUUGGGUUUCUUUGCUUUGUGGCGUUGAGAGGUGUUUCUGGUAUUGAAGUUCAUGGAAGCUCUUCUGAUCUUCAAGAGCCUUUGCUUGUGGAAGAAGAAGCGGCUUGUCUUAAAGUCACUUUGUACAGUAGUGCUGGACUUGUUAGUCUAGUGACGCUUUCUUGGUUGGAUCCGCUUCUCUCAGCGGGGUCAAAAAGACCGCUUGAGCUUAAGGAUAUAUUGCUUCUUGCACCGAGAGAUAGAGCCAAGGCAAGUUACAAGCUUGCUGAGACAGUCACCACCAGGGAUGAGUGUUCAGGAACACUUGGAAAUGAAAUGUCUUGUGUAUGGCAUGCCCGUAACUUUGCUGAUGGUGAACUCAAGGAUGAGCUUUUCUGCAUCCGAUUUUCCUCUAUUGAGACUGGUGAUCUUUGUGCUGUUAUUGAAGUGAUUCCUGAUCCGAUAUUGAAGAGGGAUGAUACGAAUAUACUCUAUACGUGUAAGAUAUCGUAUGUAGAUGCGAUAUUGGGGACAACUUUGAAGGUUCCAACGGUUGAUGGAACGGUGGAUUUGAAAGUACCAGCGGGGACACAGCCGAGCACGACGCUUGUGAUGGCGAAAAAGGGAGUACCGGUGUUGAAUAAGAGUAACAAGGCCAUGCAGUCCCAGCAGUAUCUGGAGGCAAUCGAGCUGUAUUCCUUUGCAAUUGCGCUCUUAGAUAAGAACGCUGUUUUCUACUGCAACAGGGCUGCUGCAUAUACUCAGAUCAGCAUGUGCUCAGAAGCAAUUAAGGCUUACAGUCGUCUUGGGUUAGCAUAUUAUGCUCAAGGAGAGUAUGCUGAUGCUAUUGAGAAAGGAUUCAAGAAAGCUUUGGAGUUGGAUCCGCAUAAUGAAUCUGUCAAAGAAAAUAUCAGGGUGGCUGAACAAAAACUAAGAGAAGAAGAACAACGACAGAGACGUAAUCAGAAUACAAACAUGGGACAUAAUCAAGAUCCAGGAAUGGGAGGGCAAGGAAUACCUUCUCAUUUCUCGAUGCCUUUAAACCCUGAUAUGAUGAGCAUGUUCAUGAACAUGACGGGAAACAGAGGAGGAGAUGGUAACAUAAAUGGUACAAAUGAGCAUGAGAUUCGUGUAGGCGGAAACAUCAACAUAGAUCUUGGCGCCGCGGAUCAAAUGCCUGAAGAGUUUUCAGGUGCAUUGCGAUCAAUGAUGCAGAUGUUUGGAGGAUCUCAGGAAGGUAACAAUAACAAUCCUCAAGGUACUAAUGGAAGGCCAUCUGGAAAUUAA